GCUACAGGUAUCGGAAAAAACAACGUUUUCUUUGAUAUAAUUAUACACCACUGGAGUGCCGAUUUUACAGUUGAUGUUGUCUUUCUUUUAGUAACGUAAAAAAUUUUAUUUUUUCUGGAACUUCUGCCAAAAACACAAAUUCACAGUCCAGAAUUAAAAGGACUGGUAAAAUGCCACGACAACUUUCAACUGUUUUGUCAGAUGCUGUGCUGGCCAUUUCAGUUAUUCAUUUUGUGUACAAUGUGUUCUUUACAAACUUCUUUGCUGCAUUGGGCUUGGGCAUACAGGGAGCUGCAGCACUAGCUGGAACAGUGCGUUUCAGUAUGAGUGAUCCAGACAGGAUAAUAAAGGAAUAUCAUCAGCUAUUUUCUUGGUUAGCACAAGUUGCGGGCUUGCCAUUGCUUGCAAUUGGGUUUGCUCACACUAAUGCUCCAGUCCUGGUGAGCUUUAACUUUUUAUUCAUGAUUGGAGCAGUGGUUGCAACUCGUUUUGCUGAUCCACCCACACGGAAGCUUAUAACAGAAGCAACUGCCGGCUUUGGAAUGUUGACCAUUAUCUUCUGCUGUUUAAUAAAUAUAAACAUCUGGGGACUUAUAGGAGCUACAAUUUAUGUGGUUUCUGGGACGACCAUUGGAUCAGAGGGCUACACUCAUGGCGUUCCCAGGGUGGAUAUUUUGCACUACUUCUUGGCAAUAGGAAAUGAGUUCUUUCGCAUGUCGCUGACCUACUAUGAUUUAUAAAUUAUGUAAAAGUAUCGUGUGUGUACUUUUAUUUUCUGCUCUAUUAAUGAUCCUUGCUUACGUCAGAGCCGAAUCUUGUCUUUAUGAUUUUUUUUAAAUAAUAAAACUGCAGAUCUUUUGUUAUUAAAGUUAGAAUUUUUCUUCUUAGGAUUUGAAUUAUUAGGUGACCAGGCUCUUACAUCUUUCUGAAACACAAAGUAACUUUCAAUUAUUACUUCAGGAUAUAUGCUCUCACAUGCAGUAUUUUUCAGACAUUGGAGAAUCAUAGCCUGUGCAUCAUUUUGUCAUUUUCUUGCACAUCGACUAACAUUAAAUAAAGGCCAGAUAUGUGUUGUUUUGGAAGUGCUUAGAUCCAACAAAAUUCUUUUUUGCACUUUCAUUUUAGAAAAUAUUGUAAACUAAAGAGAUAUGAAGAUGUAAUACAGAGAUAUGUUGGUAAGUUCUAGAAGUUAACUUUAAAAUACUAGUGUACCUUAAAGAAGUCUUUAGAAAUGUUGCAUUUCUUGCUGACACAAUUAUUGAUUAUUUUGACCUUUAUUGCAGCCUUUAAUUUGAAAAAAAAAAAGCUUUUAAACGAGGACGUACUUAACAAGCAGCAAUAACAUUAACUUAAGAUAUUUUAACUCUGUUAUAUAACACCUAAAAUGUUUGCUCUUACAAAUGCAUGCUUUAACAUGUUAGGUUGAAACGUAUGUAAUCAUUGUAAGUGGGGCAUUUUUUUUUUUAUGGGAAAAUGAACUUCUCAGUGUUCGGUACUUUUGCAAGACCUGACGAAAUAUCUUACAUUGUAAUAUUUUUAUGUAAUCUGAGCUCUUCAAGAGCUUGUUUAAAAUAUGUGAGUGAAAUAAGAACUAGGCCAGUUACUCCAGAAGUAAUUAGAGAUGUUUGGCAAUAGACUGAAUGUCUGUUUGUAGUCCAAAGGUUUAAAAAUGUCAAAGAGCCAGGUUUCUUGGUUUGUUUGGGUUUUUUUUUUUUUAAGAUAUUAACCUUACUGCAUGCUUUGGCUAGCUACCCUGUUGGGUAAAAGUGGCCUUUGGAUUUAAAUGUGUCCAAAAGAGAGAUGAGAGAUUAGUUGUCUUAUUGUGCUCCUCCAGAAAUAAUUUCCAAAAAAUAAUUUUAUAGUGCGAGAUGUUUAUGACCAAAGUUGAAACAUUCAACUAUUUACCGGUUACUCAAAUAUAUCUAGUCAAAAAGAAACAUUUGCUUGGAAGGUGAGCAAGAAACGGGAAAUUGUAAAGAAUGAAAAUGGAUUUCUUGAUUAUAACACACCAGAUGUGUAUAUUAUGUCUGUAGUUUUUUGUAUGUCUGUAAACAGAAAUGCACAAAAGAAUGUAUUGGGCUUUCGGAAUGAUAGGAUUUUAAAAUCUUGAUUAGGAUGUAAGAUAGCUCUGAAGGCUUGUUAAUAUAAUGUUAUAAUUAUUAUGAUAGAAAAGCAACAAUUUGUAAAAAUAUGUGCAGUUUUAUAAGGAGGCAGAGAUGGGUGGGGGUGCGUGUGCACACAAGAGUGUAUGAAAUAGAAAAACAGGCUUUGUUUUAUUUUUAAUGGAAAUAUAUGACCAAUUAGGCAAGAUUGCGAUGCCUAUUUUCAUAGUUUCACACAAGUAUACGUGGCUUUAAAAACAUAUUUUCUUUCUUUCCCUAUUUUGUCUUCAUUGCUUUAAAUAAUUCUUUAUCUACAUGUAAAUGCUGUGACUUCUGAAUGUAGUAUUUGUAAUUAAAUGUUGUAGUUUAUGAAACUUGCAUUCAAGCAAGUAGGACAAGUAUUGCUGCUUCUUUCACGUACUCAGUGAUCUGCUGGCAUUGUAUUUUGACUGUUUUCAAAACAGUAUCUCUGCUGUCUUAUGCACAUUAUUUUCUUUCAAUAUUUUGAAGUUGGUGCUAUUCUGUAACAUGUGCCUGUAAAAUAGGAACAGAUUAUGAUGUGUUCAAGUGUAAUUACAAAUUAUGUCGUGUGUUGGAAUGUUUUGCUGCCACUUUGUUUUAUCAGAAAUUUAACAUUUCAGACAGUGUAACAAGUGUUGUUUUUAUACAUGUUAGGUAUAUUAGAUGCUGUUUGCUCUGCUGCAUUUUAUGGUUUUUCUUUUUUCAUUCUCCUCCUCCAACAGUGAGGAUUUUAUCUUCAGCAUUCUGUUCUUUCUUUGCAUGUGACAUCUGUUUACAGAGCUGGCCACGUUUGCCAUAAUAUAGUCCUGGCUUGGUAUAAAAUAAAAACACCAAUCCCUCCUAAACAAUGGAAGUGAGUUGAAUUCAGGCAUACUUUUUGGAUCAGGGAAAGUGGUCAUAUUUAUUCUAACAUGUUAGAGACUUUCAACAAAACAUUAAUGAAUACUUAUUGUUUUAGUCAAUAUGUACUUUUCUUUUGUGUCAUCUGCCUUUUGGCCUUCUGUACCCAACCCUCUUAGGAGAACGCAGAAAUGUGACAGCUAUGCAAGGACUCUCAUCUUUCUUUGUUUUCUGUGCCUUUUUGAAAGCUUUGAAGAAUGCUUCAUUGCCAUUUGUCCAUCCUGAACAGUAGAAAUUUUUUGUGUCUUGUUUAUUUAAUUAUUUAUUUAAUAGGAAAAGUGUAAGAUGCUUGAAAAUAAGAUUGAAUUAGUUCUUAGUAUCAUACUUAGGAUGAUAAUGGUGUGAAUGUUUAUGAGGUGGAGAAAGAGAGAAGAUGCACAUGUAAGAUUUUGUAAAUUGUAUUCCAUUUUGUAGAUUGUAGGUGUUAUAUUUGAUCUCAUUUUAGCUGAGGUGUGUAAGCACAUUUUCUUAUGUUUUAUAUCAGACUGAAUGAUAGUCUUUGUGUCUUAUUUUCUAGGGACAUUAAUGAAUCUUAUUUUCAGUUUUUAUCUGUAUCUUGUCUGUUUAUCUUCAAAUUUAGCAUGCAAUUAUAGGCACAAUUGGGGGAGCAGAUAACUGAGUGAUUUGAGCACUGGUGUCGGAACUGAGAGGUGUACCCGUUUGAUACCCAUGUAGCACAGCUCACUUUCCCCAUUCAAUCCAGCUGGCAGGAAUGGGUACCUGACUCCUAAGAGGGUUGGAGAAGAUAAGGGAACAAGUGAGAGAAGAUUGGCCACGCCCUCACGUAAAGCUGGCCUGGAGAAAAGUGAGGUCUUUAACACUUGGAAAACGACAUGGAACAAUUUUUUUUCUUUACCUUUAUAGGCAUAAUUGGCAAAUACUUCACAAAGUUUGAGUUAUAGUUUGUUUUUUUUAACUGUAAAAGAAAAAGACUUUGGACAGCAAUUUGAAAAAGUCUUGCUAGCAUAAAUGUAAAGAUCUCUAUACAUUCUAAUGGUUUUUGGUUGCAUUAUGGAGUAAGAUAGAAGUUUACAUUUUCUGCGUGCAGUAAUUCAAUCAAGAGGUCCUACAUAGUGCUAGCAAACUAUCACAAAAUAAAAUGCUUUUUACCAUUUUGCAUUUAAGGAUGAAUUAUAUAUACCUUUACCUGCCAAAUCUAGUGUGCAGAAUACAUUAAAAGUGACUUUCUUCACUUUCCAAUACCGUCAUGCUCUAAAACACACAUUUUGAGAAAAAUGAAGUUCAGGCUGAUGUUGCAACCUGAUUUAAACUUGUUCCAGAUCACUAAAAACCAGAAUUCCUAAAACUAAAUCUUUCCCUACCUUUGUGCAUCUGCCGGCAUAUUAUGCCAUAUUAGCUGUGAACUUGAAAUGUAGUUUCUAAAGUUCCUGUUUGUGUGGUGUCCAGACUGUAGACUUCCUACUUUAGAGGGAUUAUGGUUAUGGCAUAUCCAAAGGCGCUAUAAAGGAAUGUGAAGAUGUUGCAUUAAAGUAUUAUGCUUGCUUUUAAACAUUAAUGUCAUUGUGCAGAAGUUAGUGUUGUGUAAUAUUGUGCAGAAGUUGUGGUAGGCAUGUGUGCUGUAGAAGUAUUUAAAAUGUUGUUGAGUCACAAACAACUUAAAAUUAUUUUGUUUUUGCUUUUUAAUAUAACUUAGUUUGUUGCACUUUCUAUCAAGGCAUUUUUUUUAAAAAUAAUUUUUCUUAGUGAUGUUUUACCCCAUGAUUCCUUUGAAAUUUGGGGAACAAGGAAAGUAUCCCACUUUGCCAAGCAUAUGUUCUGACAAUUGUUGUGGCAUAUUUUUUACCCUUUGUGGUAAUUUGUCAGUGUCAUAGGCAAUAAAUUUUGCCUUUUGAUGUACUAUAUGCUUGCUGUAGAACUCUUAAAAUAAUACAUCACAAAAGAAGGUGG
This is a messenger RNA of Pomacea canaliculata, 4931 nucleotides long. RefSeq lists its product as uncharacterized. Lineage: Eukaryota; Metazoa; Mollusca; Gastropoda; Architaenioglossa; Ampullariidae. The record is from RefSeq and is a predicted model, not a curated record. The transcript is spliced from 3 exons. The coding region runs from base 171 to 740 and encodes 189 amino acids.